Salvia miltiorrhiza (redroot sage) is the source of this 2568-nucleotide messenger RNA. RefSeq lists its product as uncharacterized. The record is from RefSeq and is a predicted model, not a curated record. The transcript has 11 exons. Lineage: Eukaryota; Viridiplantae; Streptophyta; Magnoliopsida; Lamiales; Lamiaceae. Bases 597 to 2285 code for a protein of 562 amino acids.
AGAUUUAUCAUCACAUGACACCGAUAAAUACAAUAAUCAUCAAAAUUCGCAAGUCAAGAUUUAUCCCGGAUUAAAGAAACCUGCUUUAAAUAAGCUGAAAUCUACCUUUUCCGGAGCACUAAUUAUGAGAAUUCGAAGCCGUAAUGAUUAUGGUCAACUGAUUAGGAUUCCCAUUUCGGAAUGAAGUAAAAACAAUAAUUCCCAUCAGCACAACACAAGAUAGAAAAGAAGACGACGACACAACACAUAAUCAAAGUUAAAUAAAUCUCGUUACGUUUUAUAUUAUUAAUUUAAUAAGUUUAUGAGCAGAUUCUCUGCAGCAGCAGCAACAUCAUCGUUUUAUUCUGCUGUGUGUUUUGCAAUUCGUUAAGUUCAAGAAAGGGCGGUGUUGAUGUUAGAGCAACCUCCCUCCAAAUCAGCUGAAGCUGUCUCCUCUUUCAUUUUAUUUUCUGUUUGAGAUCUGCAAGCAUCAAAUUUCACAAAAACUUUCCAACUGGGCCUUCGCCAAUUCUGCUGCUGGAGAAAUCAAGAAAAUGGUACAACUAUUUGCUAGAACUUAGUCGUUGAUUCCUUGCUUUCGUGUGGGAUAUGCAAAUAUGGGUGGGGAAGGCCAUAUCUCCGAUUACAGAAGCCGGUUGGAGAAGACACUGACAUCACCUGAACUUACCAAUGAAGAAAUGGUUCAUACCCUUGUCAAGAAUCAAAUUUUGCAGACAAUGGAUUCUCAGUUAGGAGAAUACACUGACUGCGCGAUUGAAAGAAGGAGCAAAGAAGUGUUUAAGUUCCUCAGUGAGCUGAGGAGUGCUUCCAGCAAUGAUUCACACAGUAAUUGGAAAGUAAAACAAGACACUGAAGAAUUGCGAGUCAUGUAUCGGGAGGGGCCAGAGGGAACCCCUUUUCAUACACUACUUGCUGAAGGCUAUGUGGAUGGGCCAGUUGAUGUUUGUCUAUGCAUUUCGUCAGACGCUGACCUUUACAAGAAAUGGUGGCCUCAAAUCGCGAUUCCUACUUUCAGAGUUGCUGCAUCCUAUUGUGUCCAAAGAGUUAUAGAUGGCGAACAAAUAGCACUAGUGAGGAUGAAGCUUUCAUGGCCAAUGUCAGGCAGAGAAGUUAUAGUACAUUAUUUUACAUUUGAGUACUUCCAAGACGGCCUUGUCGUGGUGAUUCUUAACUCGAUCUCGGACUCAGAGACCAUCGACAGAAGUAUCCAUGGGUUCACCGGAGAGGGGAUACCUGAUGCACAGGGCGUCGUGAGAAUGGAUCUCUACGGAGGCUUUGCUUUAAAAAAAAUCACUGCAGAAAGAAGCUUCUUUAGGACGAUAGCAAAUCUUGAUAUAAAACUCGACUUUGUCCCUCCUGCAUUUAUCAAUUUUGUCGCGAGGCAGCUCGUAGGCAGUGGUUUCAAGCUAUAUAAAAAGCAAGUUGCUUCUGCGAAAGGCAACAUAGAAGUUCAAGAGGCUUUAAAAGAUCCUCUCUACACUCGUGUACGUGAGGCUCUUUAUAAAGAAGACAUGUCUCUGGUUUCUCCAGUUUUGGAGAAUGCGCUCACUAAUCUUGAACAACAAAGUAGUGACACAUUGCGCGACGAAUGCACCAUUGAUUCCAAAGCCAUGGAUCCAGACGCAAGCGACAGCAAAGUUGGCAAUGAAAUCGAGGAGUUUGAGGAGAAAGGCUCAGAACAGCAUUGUCGUCUAGCUGAGGAGAUCACGGUAGAGGAUAGGACAGACAUGAUGGAAGUUAGUACGACUGAGGUGGAACAAGGUCAUGAAAUAACAGAACAUUUCACAUGUGAUGUACAAACUAAGGUUAGCAUCAGUCCUGAGGUUCAAAGAGCUUUAGGAACACUGGAAAAGGCCAUUUCUAUACUCCGGGACUACAACCGUAGCCCUGGUCAAGUUCGGUCUGACCUCAACAACGGAGAUGUGUUGAGCUUGGAGAAUGAUGCUGCGACAGAAUCUAUCUCGUGGGAAGCUGAUGAAAUAAGGAAAAGAAACCAGGCUUGUGUCGAAUCAUCAAAACUUAGAUCGGCAGAAGUGGUUGUCCAAACUGCCAGAAGCAGCUCUGACAAUCAUAACUCCAGGCGCUCCAACUCCAGCGCGAGGGAAACAAACCAAAGCAAGAUUGCACCGGAUGAAGAUGGCAUGAGCCCGGCUCACAAUCUACUACCCUCUAUGGAUUCGGAGAGCACGAAAGGAGAGAAUUUGGUGAGUGCAGAAGCAAACAAUGCUAUCAAAGGAAGGAACAAUAAGAAAUUGAGGUUUUGUUGCUUAAGUUUUGGUUCUUGAUAGCUAGAGUAAGCUAUUGCAGGAGUUUGCAGUUUUUGUGAGCUCUUAUAGUGUUUAUGUACAUUGCUGGCUCUAGGCUUUCCAUUUUUCUUGAAUUUUCACAAAAAUAGUAAGGCUAGGGAAUAAGCUUUGGCUCUUUUAUUCAAGAUUGAAAUUUUAUGUUUGUAUAUUUAGUUUUAAAUUCCUCAGUAAGUAGGCAUAAGAUAAUUCGCAUUUGUAUUAUUGUAUAAUAGCUCCAUUUGGCUUCAACCUACAAAUAAAGACCACCUUUUUCUGUCUUUUA